Echinococcus granulosus is the source of this 867-nucleotide messenger RNA. RefSeq lists its product as hypothetical. The record is from RefSeq and is a predicted model, not a curated record. Lineage: Eukaryota; Metazoa; Platyhelminthes; Cestoda; Cyclophyllidea; Taeniidae. The transcript has 9 exons. Bases 1 to 867 code for a protein of 288 amino acids.
AUGACUGACACAUCAUUUUUGGACAAUGUUUUGUUCGAAGUAAUUAAUCUCAAGGACACUUCCCCUCGUCAGCUAAUCAAAUUGGACAUCUCACCAGAUAGAGACGGAGCAAACAGCGCCGCCCUCUCUAAUGCUAUUUCAGACAUGUUGACUUCAACGUUCUGCCUAGUCAUCUUGCUGGUCAAUUUUGCAUUGGGCGACCCUGAACUGUUGGGUUCUCGUGUGAUUACUCAACCGAUUGGAAAAUCUAGCCCUCCCAUGUAUUUCCUGUACAAUGUUGGGUCGCCACAAGGCACCUUAAGAUCUUCAGGCGGUAAAGUGGGCUUUGUUAUUGCUAAUGGCGCUUGUAAAUUAACCGAUGGAACAGUAAUCGGCUCCCCAUGCUUCAGAGAUAACGCCAAGUCGCAAGUUACCCUGUAUGAUGUGGGUUUGUUCUACGAAAUAAUUCUGGUAUCAAGGACAGUAAUCUACACCGUCUUCUUCGUGCCAUUCUGCGAUUUUGCAAAAUAUCAGAGGGGAAGGAUUCUGAUCAAAUAUUCGUGGCCCCUUUCGCGGUUUCGAAAAAAUAAAACAACCGUAUACGUGGAGUUCGGCUUGAGAGAAGAUGCCUUACCUUUGAGCGCGCAAAUAAUUUACGACAGUCAAAUCGUGUGUUUGUGGAAGAACGGUAACCUCGCAAUAUCCAAUUUUGAUAAUUGUUCUUGGGAGACUAAUUACUCUGAAGGUUGUAAGAUCUUUCGUGGCCACUUCCAUCGUUUGCGCAACAUCGAAUUCAGCUCCAUCGCACUUGAGACAGGAAAUGAACUACUGGCGGUCUCCGUCGACUGGACGCGGGAAGUCAGUGGCAAUGCUGUGUUGGUGGUGUAA